Molecule: messenger RNA, 570 nt
Organism: Gossypium raimondii (Peruvian cotton)
Lineage: Eukaryota; Viridiplantae; Streptophyta; Magnoliopsida; Malvales; Malvaceae
Product: beta-glucosidase 43-like
Exons: 3
Coding region: 1-570 (189 amino acids)
Biological process (GO): carbohydrate metabolic process
Molecular function (GO): beta-glucosidase activity
Source: RefSeq, a predicted model, not a curated record
AUGGACGAUCCCGGCAAUCUCACAUUUCCUGAAUCGUUAUAUGAUAUUAAUAGAGUAAGCUUUUAUAGAAGCUACUUGAAGGAAUUGAAAAGAGCUAUGGAUGAUGGAGCUAAUGUUACUGGCUACUUUGCUUGGUCAAUUCUAGACAAUUUUGAAUGGUUAUUAGGAUAUACCUCAAGAUUUGGUCUGGCCCACUCCGAAUGGUUAUAUGAAGUUCCAUGGGCUAUGUACAAAGCAGUAACGUAUGUAAAAAAACAUUAUGGAAGCCCUAAUAUAAUUCUCUCCGAAAAUGGAAUGGAUGAUCUCGGUAAUCUCACAUUUCCUGAAUCGUUAUAUGAUAUUAAUAGAGUAAACUUUUAUAGAAGCUAUUUGAAGGAAUUGAAAAGAGCUAUAAAUGAUGGAGCUAAUGUUACCGGCUACUUUGCUUGGUCAAUUCUAGACAAUUUUGAAUGGUUAUUAGGAUAUACCUCAAGAUUUGGUCUGGUGUAUGUUGAUUGCAAUGAUCUCAAAAGAUAUCCCAAGCUCUCGGCAUAUUGGUUCAAGCAAAUGCUCGAAAGAAAGGAUUCUUAG